Molecule: messenger RNA, 5569 nt
Organism: Macrosteles quadrilineatus (aster leafhopper)
Lineage: Eukaryota; Metazoa; Arthropoda; Insecta; Hemiptera; Cicadellidae
Exons: 3
Coding region: 1737-5333 (1198 amino acids)
Source: RefSeq, a predicted model, not a curated record
UCGCAGUUGACCACUCGUCUCUCUCCGCUCUGAUCAUCAUCAUUUCCUAACCAUCAGUUCGUGAACAGCAAACGAGCUCCAACACAGUCAACUAUCUCACGAGUCUCUCCAUUUGCGGUGAAAGCCAUCAGCCUGUUUGUCGUCGAAACAAAUAAUGGACUCUGUUGGCGUAAACACACAAAGAGAUGACGAUGUGGUAGAAAUAACAGUACCCUUCUCCGAGCAACCAUCAACAUCCCAGGCGUCAACAACUAACUUGGGUAUAACAUUCUUUACGAUAUUACAAAUAUUAGAAAACCUACACAUCAUUGGAUUAUCUAGUUUGAACAAAUGGGAGCGAGUGAUUGAGGAGUUGCAGAACUCUCAAGAAUUGUUGAAUGACCCUGUUCUAGUACAACUGUUUUUUUGUUUGAAACAUUUCUACAAAAUUUUUUUCACACAUGUCAACUGUGACACUUCAUUGUCACAAAAUCAAGUAGAGCAAAUCCGUUUCACCGACUUGGAUUUUGAAGACUUGAUGAAAAUAUUCAAGCCGGAAUUAGAAAAAAAACCGUUUAAUGAAAAAGCUUUCUCAUUUAACACGGUGCAAAAAAUUGCUUCGAUAAUUCGCAAAGUGUUAAAUUAUCAACAUAAAGCAAUCACUAAGACUAUUCAAAACCCAGUAAAACGCACACAAUUAGAAAUAGAUUUUGAUGAAAAAAACAAAAAGAAGUUUAAGAGCGGUGAUGAUAAACAUAGUUCAAGUUCCUCAGACUCCUCAUCUGAGGAUGAUGAUACGGACAGUGAGGACAAUUUCGCUAAAUUAUUUAAGAAGAAACAGAGUAAUUCAUUGAAAAUUAGUCAACUCUUUCAAUACAACACCGGAAAUUUGAGAAGGAAAAUUACAACCCCAGGAGAAAAGGGCAACCAUCUCAUAAAGAUAGAAAUAACAGACACAAAAGACCUUAAGUCUUGUCGCAGUGAAAAGUUCUACUGGCAAAAGAUAAACAAGAAAGGUUAUUUUUUACUUAACACCAAUGAUAAAGAAGAUCAGGACACAUUAGACCAGUUAGUUAAUAUUUUGGCUAGGAUAGGCACUAAGGUAUCCAAAAUCAAAAAUGCUAAAUUCGAGUCGUUUGAAGCAAACGACAAUAAGAAAUAAAAACAUUGUAUUGUAACAAACAAAACUUGUUUUUUAUAUCUUUAAAAUGCUAUUGAAUUUUUUUGUUUUUUUCAGUGACAACAAAAUUACAAUUCAUUAAAUUAAGUGAAAAUGGAUUUGCACCCCAUCGUGCUACACCCUAUGCAGCUGGCUAUGAUUUGCAUAGUGCAUACAAUUAUAAUUUAUUGAAAAAAAGUAAAAUAUUAGUUAAAACAGACAUCGCCAUUAAAUUACCCCCCAACUGCUAUGGUAGGAUAGGUAGUAGGUCUGGACUGGCUUUAAAGCACUCGGUUGUUGUAGCAGCGGGAAUUAUUGAUCCGGAUUAUACAGGCAAUUUAUGCGUAAUGCUUUUCAAUCAUUCAAACACUGAUUUUACCAUUAACAAAGGAGACAGGAUUGCCCAGCUAAUUUGUGAGGUUGCUUUGUUUCCCGAGGUGGUUGAGGUAUUGAAAUUGGAUGAAACAAAACGUGGUGCCGCCGGAUUUGGGUCCACGGGGAUUGUGUAAAUAAAGCGGAUUUUUUUUUCAAAAUUAUUUUGUUAACAAAUUAUUAAAAUUACUUUAUAUAUUUUUUCAGACUGUAGACAACACUAGUUAUGGAUUCACCGCCAAAACCACUUGUUACACCCGUUCCAAUGGAAACUGAUCAAACAAGUUCAAAAUCAACCAAAUUUAGAAAAGAAAAUCGGCUAUCAUUACGUCCAACAGGAGACUUUAUAGAAAUUAAAAGCGCUUUCGGUGGUGCCUUGAAAACAUACUACUAUAGAAAUAUAAACGUCAGCUUUAAGGACAUAUGUCUAAUUUUAGUGAGCAUUAAAGAAAAGAUAAAGAAUUUGAUAAAAAACUAUCUAAACAUGUUCGGACCACUUAAAUUUAAUUUGAUGGUAGAAUGCACAUAUUACAAAAUGUUAACAGAGGAACAGCAAGCUAGAGCAUUUAAAACCUUGAAUUACACCGUUUUAUCAAGCACAUCGUUGGACAGUAUUUUACGUAAAUUAUUUCAAAAAAUUUGUAUUGAAGAAAGCGAGCAACAAAGUAAAGGGAGUGGUUGGUCACUCUAUAAAGUAGAUGGCGUUAUGGUGAGAUUCAGUCGUUUUAAACCAUUAGGUGGAAAAUCUUAUAUCCCACUUCCAAGAAGCGUGCAAUUAAAGAUGGCCAUAAUAAAUCCUAAAAAUAUUGCAGACACAGAGUGUUUCAAGUGGGCUCUCUUAUCUCGUUAUGUUAAAGGUAGAAUGGUGUGUAGAAUAGACAAUAGAUAUAGAGAUUUAGAAGACAGAUUUGAUUUCACUUGUAUUAAUUUUCCAGUUGCGUUAAAAGAUAUUAGUAAAUUUGAAAAACAUAAUCCUACAGUUAGUGUGAAUGUAUAUGGUUUAAAUGAUAAAAAUGAUGUGUAUCCUCUUAGGAUAUGUAAGAGAGUAAAAGACGAACAUUUUGAUUUAUUAUUAAUAACAAAUGCUGAAGGCAAUAGUCAUUAUUGUUAUAUUAAGAAUUUUUCCAGAUUACUUAGCAGUCAAAUAUCAAAAACUAAGAGGGCAACUGUGUUUUGCCGCAGAUGUCUUACACACUUCCAUAAGAAAUCUAAUUUAACAUUUCACGAACAAAAUUGUUCUGUAAAUAAAGCUGUAAAAGUAAAAAUGGCAGAAAACAAAAAUAAUCCUGUUGUUCCAAAAAUUCUAAAAUUUGCUGAUUAUCAUCAUAAAUAUAGAUUGCCCAUCGUCGCUUAUGGCGAUUUUGAGUGUAUUCUUAAUAAGGUAGAUAUUAAGAAGACUACAUACACAACUAUAGAACAACAACACGAACCUUGCAGUUUUUGUGUCUAUCUUGUAAUUGAUGAUGAUCUACCAGAUUUUAUUAAAAACAAACUACCAAAACAACCAUAUUUGUUUAGAGGAGAAAAUGCAUCUUCCGUGUUCAUGGACUAUAUAAUAAAUUUAGCAAAUUUGAUUGGCGAAUUGUUUGAUAAAAAUGUGCCUAUGUUACCACUCACCGAUGAAGAUAAAGUGAAAAUAAGUAAUUGUAAAUUUUGUGAGCUAUGUAAUGUCGAGUUUUCUGCAAUGUGUUUACCUAUUAGAGAUCAUUGCCAUUUGUCAGGAAAGUUUAGAUCUGUAUUAUGCAAUAAUUGUAAUUUAAAAAGACAAGAUCAAAAGUUUUUACCCAUUUUUCUACACGGAUCCUCCAAUUAUGAUUCACACUUUCUUGUUAAACAAUUAGGUUGUGAUAAAGAGAGAGUUAUUGUAAUUCCAAAUUCUAAUGAGAAAUAUAUUUCAUUUAUUAAAAAUACUAAAAGUAAUAUUAAAAUAAAAUUUUUGGAUAGCUACCGCUUUUUAGGCGAGAGCUUGGAUACGCUAGUGAAAAAUUUACCCGAUGACAUGUUUAAACACUUGGAUAGAUUUUUUGUCGAAGAUGAACGCCCUUUAGUGAGACAAAAAGGUGUAUACCCCUAUUCAUAUACAGAUUCUUGGGCUAAACUAGAUGAAACCAAACUGCCCGACAAAGAAAGUUUUUACAAUGAAAUGACUGAAUCUCACGUGUCAGAGAAGGAUUAUGAACGCGCUCAAUUGGUCUGGAAUAAAUUUAAAUGCACCACUUUAGGUGAUUACAGCGAUUUAUAUCUUCGCACAGAUGUCCUUCUUCUGUGCGAUGUUUUUGAGAAUUUUAGAAACAUCUGUUUAACUAAUUACGAGUUAGAUCCUGUUUAUUAUAUGACUGUGCCGAGCCUUACUUUUUCAGCAAUGUUAAAAUAUACUAAGGUGGAAUUAGAAUUGUUUAACGAUUAUGAAAAAUAUCUGUUUAUUGAAAACAACAUUCGCGGUGGCAUCACAAUGUGUGUGAAACGUCAUGCGGUGGCGAACAACCCCUAUAUGGGUACACAUUAUAAUCCUUCCGCUGACACGUCUUAUUUAACUUAUCUAGACUGUAAUAACAUGUAUGGGUUUUCCAUGUGUGAACCCAUGCCGGAAAAGGAAUUUAAAUGGUUGAGUCAUAAAAGGGUUCAAAAUUUUGAUGUAUUAUCAAUACCAGAUGAUGGACCCUAUGGCUACAUUAUCGAGUGUGAUGUUGGUUAUCCGUCAUAUCUACACGAUUCACAUGCAGACCUUCCGUUUUUGUCAGUAAAAAAAUGUCCGGAAUGGUCAAAACAGGAAAAAUUGUUAAAUACGUUAGAAAAUAAAUACAACUAUGUGUGUCAUUUUCGUACGUUAAAACAAGCGCUACAAAACGGAUUGGUUCUGAUAAAAGUUCACAGAGUCUUAAAGUUUUGCCAACGUGCUUGGUUGAAACCCUAUAUAGACCUAAACACAGAAAAAAGAAAAGCAGCUAAAAAUGAGUUUGAGAAAAACUUUUAUAAAUUAUUAAAUAACGCGAUGUUUGGUAAGACAAUUGAGAAUGUUCGCAAACGAGUGAACAUUGAACUUGUGACAAAUGAAAAACGGCUUAACAAAUUGAUCACUAAGCCUAAUUUUAAAAAUAGAAUUAUUUACGGUGAUAAUUUGUGUGCUGUUGAAUUGGAAAAAGACACAAUAGUCUUGGAUAAGCCCAUAUAUGUGGGGUUUACUGUGCUCGAACUCAGUAAACAUCAUAUGUAUGACUUUCACUAUAGAAUCAUGAAAAACAUGUUUAAAAAUAAAAUGUUUAAACUAUUAUAUGUCGAUACCGACAGUUUUUUUUAUCAGAUAUUUACAGACGAUUUGUACUCGGAUUUUAAUAGACCAGAGUUUAAGAAACACCUAGACAUGUCUGACUAUCCGCCUGAUCAUGUUUGUUAUUCAAUUGAAAACAAAAAGAAAUUAGGCCUCUUUAAAGAUGAGGCAAAUGGCGUUGUGAUAAUUGAGUUUAUCGGUCUCCGACCAAAGCUGUAUACUUUUAAAACAUUAAAUGAUUUUUAUUUGGAAGUAAACAAAAAUAUGUCACUGAAAAAAGCAAAAGGUAUCACUAAAACUGUAGUAAAAAAUCACAUAACCUUUGAUGAUUAUAAGCGGUGUCUCUAUGAUAAAUCUAAAAUCAGGAGGAACAUUAGAUUGUUUCAGUCUAAAAAACAUUGUGUUCAAACAGUUACAGUGAAUAAAAUUGCACUCAGUUGUAAUGAUGAUAAAAGAGUUAUAUGUGAAAAUAACAUUGAGACACUGCCUUAUGGUCAUAUUCGUUUAAAGAAUAGAAAGUUUGUUGUAAAAGAUGGUAUUAUUAAAUAUUUGUAAUUCCCUUCAAUGCUAACAACUUGUCACACCUUGUAUAUUUGUAAUUCUUUUCAAUGUAUUCACAAUAAUUUGUUAUUGUUAACAAUUGUUUUGCAACUUCUAUAUUCAUUUUGUACCUUGUCAGGUAUAUGUUUGUAAUAUUUUUUUCAAUGUAUUGCUUUAAUAACUGUUUGCUACCUUGUUAGGUAUAUAUACUGUGCAUGAUGUGUUGGGAAAAUGAUGAUGAUAAUUGUAAA